CGCUGGAGCCGACCCCUACACCAACACUGGCACCAACCCUGGCACCAACGCAGGGCGCCAAAGCCAGCGCCAACGCCAUCGCCAACGCCAGCGCCUACGCCGGAACCGACCCUGGCACCAACAGUGGCUCCAACACCAGAUCCAACACUGGCACCAACAUCAGCGCCAACGUCAGCGCCUACCCCAAUGCCGACGCUGGAGCCGACCCCUACACCAACACUGGCACCAACCCUGGCACCAACGCUGGCGCCAACGCCAGCGCCAACGCCAGCGCCAACGCCAGCGCCUACGCUGGAACCGACCCUGGCACCAACAGUGGCUCCAACACCAGAUCCAACACUGGCACCAACAUCAGCGCCAACGUCAGCGCCUACGCCAAUGCCGACGCUGGAACCGACCCCCACACCAACACUGGCACCAACCCUGGCACCAACGCUGGCGCCAACGCCAGCGCCAACGCCAGCGCCAACGCCAGCGCCUACGCCGGAACCGACCCUGGCACCAACAGUGGCUCCAACACCAGAUCCAACACUGGCACCAACGUCAGCGCCAACGUCAGCGCCUACGCCAAUGCCGACGCUGGAACCGACCCCAGCACCAACACGGGCACCAACGCUGGCGCCUACGGUCACGCCGACGUCGGCGCCGACCUUCACACCAUCAGCGGCACCAACCCUGUCACCAACAGUGGCACCAACGCCAGCGCCUACGCCUGCGCCGACGCUAGACCCGACCCUGGUACCGACGUGGGCUCCAACGUCGGCGCCAACACUAGCGCCAACACCCACCCUGGCACCAACAGUGGCCCCAACUCUGGCACCAACAGCAUCGCCUCCGACGCCAGCAACGCAAGCGCCUACGCCCGCGCCGACGGCCGCAUCACCUACAGCUCAACGUACUCCACAGCCCACCGAGGUACCCACUUCAGAGCCUACUCCAGGGCCGGCGUGUCCAAACACAUGUUAUGGUUCGACGUGCGACGAACGUAUAGAAAUUGGCUCGCAGUCUGCUGAAGGCCGACCUUGGACUUGUGCAUUGCUUGAGAGUGAUGCUGGAUGUGAUUGUGGCGGGUGUCUCUGCCAGACGACGGACGCUAUUCCCACAGAUGUGUUCACGGUAACUGGCUGGUACAUUGCAGACGAAACUCUUCCAUCAGGCGUGACGUCGUCAGAUCUCAUGUCUUCAACGGCCUACAAAGCCGGCAAAUUAUCUGGUUUGUCUGCUGUUUUGUCCGUGCCAGCGUCUGACAUUUCAAUUACGGGUUUCACUGUAAUUGACGAAAUGUCGGGCGCAGUCUCUGUGAAGAUUAGCUUCACGAUUCGGGUCACCGACGAAAAUGCUUCCGCUGUCAUUUAUUCCACGCUUGCUGGAGCUGCAACCGAUAUCAAAGUCCAAACUGACAAUGCUAUGGCUGCCGCUGAUUGGAGCGCUGAAUUUGUGAUCACCGCCGCUCCUAUGAUGACGAUUCCCGUUGUGGCCAUUCCUGGGAUGGCGACGCUCGCGGACAUCGCAAAGGCGGAGGACAUUGUUGCUUUCCAGCUGAUCGCAUCGAACUUGUCAAGCAUAACGACGACGAUUGAGGGAAUAGAGCUCACUGUCACCAAGGCAAGCGUGAGCGAUGCCAUCGACGGGCGUAUCCCACUGCCAGACGUGAGUGCUGCGACUGGCGUGGAAGUGGGUCUACCCACGUCGCUAUUUGACGCCGUCGGAGUUGAGAGAGCGCUGGUCUUGGCCGCGAACCUCCCCGCAUCGGCCGUGCCCGCGGGAGCUCCAGGCAUGCAGGUAGAGGGCGCGAUCAGCAUCUCCCUGAAGUCUGUCGAGGACGGUUCGACCCUGUCAGUGACAGGCCUCCCAGAUCCGAUCUUCAUCGACCUGCCGAACGUGAGCGACGGCCUUGCUUGCGGUCGGCGGAUUUCGACGAAGCCAUGCUGAAAUGGAGCUCCGAGGGCAUGGCAACUACGCGCCUCGCUGACGGCACGCUGCGGUGCGCUACCACACACCUCACAGUUUUCGGGGCCAUACUGAAGGGCUUCGUGAGCUCGCUCGAGUGCAGCCAGGCCAGCCUGCUGUCAGCAGAGUCCUACGUGGAGUUGUGGACUGGCGACUGGUUGGACUCCGCGGGCUCGGUUUUGCUGCAGUGUGUGAUGUUAUUGUACAUCGCCAUGCUGUUGAUCGCGCACGCGUGCGACGUCAGGGACGAGCGGGCGGGCCGCUGGGGCACGAGGGAGUUCGUCGUUCCCGAGCUCGCGCGGGAACCCGUCGCCUGCCCGACGACGCGGGCGGACGGAUACCACACCGAGACGACGGGCGCGCCCCCGGUGACCCUGCUCGGUGCCGAGCGCGCAAACGUCACGGAGGUUCUGCGCAAGCAUUUCUGCUUGGAAAGUUCGAGCUGCAGGGCAGUGGGUGCCGAGGACCGCGCCGCGGCGGGCGCGCCUCGGACAGUUCCGCGCGGCACCGAUCACACGCCCGUUACGGAGGCGUUGCGCAAGGAGUUCUGCAAGAAAAGGUCAGACGGCAGCGUCGCGAGCAGUCAGAGCAGUCAAGGCCACGCGGUGGCAGCUACAUCGUCAAUGGCCAGCUAUACAACCGCCGUGGGGUCGUUGCAGUCUGUCCGCCAGGCGGUCCAUCAGGACACAAAGGCGUCUUGCGAGGAGCUGUUGCAGGGCGCGCUCUUGGAAGUCGUCAGCAUCGUCACCAAGUGCGUCGACGGCGUCCUGCAAACCGUCGAGGUUUUUGUCAGUUUCGUGUGGGAACUUCUCAGGGGCAAGUUCGGCCUCAAGGAUCUGGCCAAAACGCUGGCCGAGUGGAACGCGACGAAUCGGGUGUGCGCGUCUCUGCUCAUGCACCCCAGAGAUGUGGACUUCCUGCUCAGCCCAGAGGUCCAGAAGGAGCUGGAGCCCCCGGCGCCGGGCGAGCUGGACAGUGAGGGCGCUGCGCUGCGCACCCUCGCUGGCUCCGCUGCCGAGGGCAGCGUCGCCGAGGCCAAGCGGCGGCACGACAUGCUGGCCGAGAUGGUCGGCAGGGUGCGGGCGGCCCGUGAGAGCGCGCUUCGGCGUCGCUGCUCGCGGUGCCACGCGGCUCGCACGUUGAUGCUAUCUUUCCUGAUCAACUGUCCCGUCGGGGCGGUCUUUGUGCGAAGCAUCAUCAUGAGGAGAUCCAUGAGGGUAUUGCUGCUCGGCUGCGAGCUGACGGGGGCCGUGAUGAUCGCUACGUUCUUCUUCGCGAGCACAGGGGGGGCUCUGGCGAAGGACUCGCCCGAGGAGUGCAACGCGGAGUGUGACGACCAUGGCGACGAUUGCAUGUGGCAGGCGCUUGGAGAGUUGAUCGCAGUCGGUGUGGUCUCUGCGCUCUUGGCGAGCAUCCCUCUAUCCAUCAUCAAACUGGCGCACCAGCGUCACUUCGUGCGAGUUCCAACGGAGGGAUGUCGAGAGUGGGAGCUGCAGCUAGGGAGGUGGCGCAGGCGGGACGCCCUCGUCUACGUGCUGGGCACGCUGUACAGCCUCUUCGCCAUAAACUACGUCGCCCUCUUCUUCGCAAACGUCUCCUCCAAUGACCACCUGGAUCUGAUCAGCUCUGCUGGCGUCUCCUUCGCGCAGGGGCACCUCCUCUUCCCACUGCUGUGGGCUUUCGUGGCAACCAGCCUGGCACUGUGCGUGUGAGGGUGGGCGCGGCGAAGGAUGCGGGGAGGCAAGGACGGGCUCCUGGGGUUGCUGGCGCGGGCGGGGCCACUCGGAAAAGGGCAGAUCUCGGACCUGGCUGAUCUCGGACCCGGCUGAACUCGGGCCCGACGGAUCUCGGACCCGGCUCGCAAUGGGGCAUGGGGGCAUGAAGGUCUUAGGGCAUCCGAGUGUUGGAGCAAAAAAGCAUUAGAGCGUCAGGUCCGCUUAGGGAUUUAGGGCGGUCGGGCCUUAGGACAUUCGGAUGUUAGGCCGUUAGGGUGGUAAGGUGUUGACGGUCUGUGGAUUAACAUCUUAGGUUUUUGUAUUGGGGCUUCCGGAUGUUAGUGUCUCUGGGACUUCGUACAUGCGCAUGCGGUUGACCUGCCAGCCAGAGGAAUUCGAGCCCAGCCGAAUUCGCACUUCGCCGAACUCGCACCCUGCCGAACUCGCACCCCGCCGAACUGGCACCCAGCGGCUCAUGCAUUCUCCCCCGGCCCUGCCUCCUCCAGGGGCAGAACAAUUCGCACCCGGCCGAGAACGCGCCCAGCCGAACUCGCACCCGGCGGCUCUGGCACUCUCCCUCGGCUUGGCCUCCUCCGCAGGCUGGAAGACUCGCGCCUGGCCGACCUCGCGCCUGGCCGAACUCGCACCAGGCCGAACUCGUGCCGGGCCAAGCUCGCGCCCGGCCACACGCACUAGCCGCGCUCGUGAGGCGGCCGUUUUAUCGUCGGGCGGCGAACGCGCAAGCCAUGACGCAACCAGUACAUACGACGUUGGCAUGUGCAUGUGCAUGCGUCGAGGGCUACGCCCGACACAUGUUUGCUGUCUGGCUUGGCGGCGGGGCAUGCCCGGCGCGCUGUCUUGUGAUUUACUACCUAUGGUUGAAUGACGUUCUGUUCUCACAGCAUAACCUUUUUGACAGAUGGCCACAUGGCCUCCUCCACUUCCUCUUCCAGCUUCCUACUCC
Messenger RNA from Prorocentrum cordatum, 4629 nucleotides. The record is from the annotation of a GenBank genome assembly. Lineage: Eukaryota; Dinophyceae; Prorocentrales; Prorocentraceae.